Budorcas taxicolor (takin) is the source of this 1212-nucleotide messenger RNA. It is a transcript of the gene GATA5, whose product is annotated as GATA binding protein 5. Bases 1 to 1212 code for a protein of 403 amino acids. The transcript is spliced from 6 exons. Gene Ontology annotation, biological process: cardiac muscle tissue development; positive regulation of transcription by RNA polymerase II; negative regulation of transcription by RNA polymerase II. Lineage: Eukaryota; Metazoa; Chordata; Mammalia; Artiodactyla; Bovidae. The record is from RefSeq and is a predicted model, not a curated record. Gene Ontology annotation, molecular function: DNA-binding transcription factor activity, RNA polymerase II-specific; zinc ion binding; RNA polymerase II cis-regulatory region sequence-specific DNA binding. Gene Ontology annotation, cellular component: nucleus.
AUGUACCAGAGCCUGGCGCUGGCCCCGAGCCCCGGUCAGACCGCCUACGCGGACUCGGGCGCCUUUUUGCACACGCCGGGCGCCGGCCCCCCGGUGUUUGUGCCGCCCGCGCGGGUCCCCUCCAUGUUGCCCUACCUGCCGGCGUGCGAACCCGGCCCGCAGGCUCCCGCAAUCACCGCGCACCCCGGCUGGGUGCAGGCGGCCGCGGCAGACUCGUCAGCGUUUGGCUCCGGCAGCCCCCACCCACCCGCCGCUCCGCCGCCGGGGACCACUGCCUUCCCCUUUGCGCACAGUUCCCCGGGGCCCGGAGGUGGCACAGGGACCCGGGACAACGGCGCCUUUCAGGGCGCGAUGCUGGCUCGGGAGCAGUACCCACCAACGCUCGGGAGGCCCGUGAGCUCCUCGUACCCCACAGCCUACCCCGCCUACAUGAGCACCGAAGUGGCCCCGUCCUGGACUUCUGGACCCCUGGACGGCAGCGUCCUGCACAGCUUACAGGGUCUCCCGGCUGGCCUCCCUGGCCGCAGAGCCACCUUCGCGGCUGAGCUCCUGGAGGAGUUCCCGGGCGAGGGGCGCGAGUGCGUCAACUGCGGGGCCCUGUCCACGCCGCUUUGGCGCCGCGACGGCACCGGCCACUACCUGUGCAACGCCUGCGGCCUCUACCACAAGAUGAACGGUGUCAACCGGCCCCUCGUGCGGCCACAGAAGCGCCUGUCCUCAUCCCGCCGGGCUGGCCUCUGCUGCACCAACUGCCACACCACCACCACCACCCUCUGGCGGCGCAACGCAGACGGCGAGCCAGUGUGCAACGCCUGCGGGCUCUACAUGAAGCUGCACGGGGUACCGCGGCCCCUGGCGAUGAAGAAAGAGAGCAUCCAGACACGGAAACGGAAGCCGAAGAACAUUGCCAAGACCAAGGGCUCCUCAGGGUCUGCAGAGCACGCCACAGCCUCCCCACCAGCCUCUGUCCCUGACCCAGAGGUUUCAGCAGCCACUUUGAAGUCCGAGCCCAGCCUGGCGUCCCCUUCAUGCCCUGGGCCCAGUGUCACCUCCCAGGGCUCUGCACAGGUGGAUGACCCCCUGGCCCCCAGCCACUUGGAGUUCAAGUUCGAGCCUGAGGACUUUGCUUUGCCUUCUGCAGCCCUGGGCCAGCAGGCUGGCCUUGGCGGGGCCCUGCGCCAGGAGGCCUGGUGUGCACUGGCCUUAGCCUAG